Haliotis rufescens (red abalone) is the source of this 2703-nucleotide messenger RNA. RefSeq names its product monocarboxylate transporter 13-like. NCBI's taxonomy places the organism in Eukaryota, Metazoa, Mollusca, Gastropoda, Lepetellida, Haliotidae. Gene Ontology annotation, biological process: monocarboxylic acid transport; transmembrane transport. The coding region runs from base 147 to 1622 and encodes 491 amino acids. The transcript is spliced from 6 exons. Gene Ontology annotation, molecular function: monocarboxylic acid transmembrane transporter activity. The record is from RefSeq and is a predicted model, not a curated record.
GCACUUGCAUUAUUAAGGUAUGUCCUGACAUUCAAGACGCAUAUUCUUCUCUAUAGGGUCGAGCGAAGCCACACCAUCACAUUUAUCAAUAGAUGUUCCCAGUGGGAGCAUUACUGGUCCUGUGUAGUUUAGUUUAGAUUGGUACAAUGUCUGCCGGCGAUGUGGCGGAUGUUACUGGUGACUUCAGAAUGGGUACAUGGAUGUGUCGAGAUGGCAACAAGGGUCCCCGUGGUCCACUAGAUGAUGACAAUGUAAAGAGCAUUCGUCACAGCCACAGGCAAUGUGUCGAAGACAGCAAAUCUGUGACUUUCUCUCAUAAAGGUACCCGUGAAGUUACCACAAGUAAAUACCGGCAGAUUGGGUCGGUGGUCAGUUGUUUCGUUGCCAACAUGUUUUAUGGUGGUCUGGCAGCCUCGUACGGUGUCAUGUACACAUACAUGAAGGAAUCUCUUGGUGUCUCAGAGGAGGAGGUGACUUGGAUAGGAGCUCUUUUUGGUGGAUUUUCUGGAAUUGCAUCCAUUCCUGGGGUAGUGUGUGUGGAUGGCCUCGGGGGUCGACUUACCACGUUAUUUGGAGGUUUGCUGGCCUUCACUGGCUUUAUCAUCGGCAGUCAGGUGAACGACCUGAAUGUGUUGUACUUCGCACUCGGUGUUUUGCCAGGUACUGGUGCGUGCUUUGCGUAUACAGCAACCAUGGUUCAUGUCACCAAACAGUUUUCAAAAUGGCGACCUGUAGCCGUUGGAAUAUCUGUAACUGGGUUAGCUGUUGGUAUGUUCAUGUGGCCACCAUUAUCAGCCGUUACUGCUGAAACGAUCGGGUGGCGGGGUACAUGUCUCAUCAAUGGUGCACUGACGCUACACUUAGUACCUUGCGCCAUGUUGAUAACUCCAAGAAACAGUACAAAUUCUUCUGAUGGUCCAAGUGUCUCCUUGAGGCAGACGGUAGUCAAUUGUCUCCAGGUAUUCAAGAUUCCAGGAACAAUAACUGCCUCUAUCGCUCACAUCGCCUUCGGGUUCAGCUUCUACACUUUCUCCACCUUCGUUCCUGAAUAUGUUACAACCUCAAUCUCCAGAUUGACGGCAACACAAGCUGCUCUCGUAGUGACCGCCCCGGGAUAUGGCAGCAUGGCUGGUCGUAUUAUAUUUUCUGCCAUUUCCAUGGCAACUGACAAGGCUGCAAAUUACAUAUUUCUUCUUUCAAUCUGUGGGAUGGGCGUCACCAAUCUCUUAAUUCCACUGUGUGAAAAUCCGACUGCAUUUUACAUAAACGGGACGGUAUAUGGACUAGCCUUAGGAGGCUUUUUUGGUGUUCUCACUCUCGUGUUAGUUCAGCUGUUUGGACUUCAUAACUUGUCAAAAACAUUUGGCAUGUUAAUGAUGUGCUUAGGAUUUGGGGCAUUUGGAGGAUCACCUAUACAAAGUUACCUUUCAACGAUAUAUGACAGGAAUAUCCCGUUCUACCUUGCCGGGGGUUCGUUUAUCCUGACGAUGAUGUUGAUGCUGUCGGUAGUGAUGAGGAAACAAAUGGUGGUCUGUGGAAAUCGGAGGCAAUCAUUCAAUCUGGAAGUUGUAGGUUUUCACAACGCCGCUUUCAUCACAGGCAAUCAAGAUGCCACGGUUUGAUCUAAUACCGGAAGGAAGUACACUGAAUGGAUACAGUCCCGCAGCUGUGUCAGGAGGCGACUCACGGGACAUCAACAGUACGACUUUUUGGCAGCAUACCUUGAUUAAUGUAUCGGGGAAAUAAGUAUAAUACUAUUACACGAAAUUAUUAUUGUCCAAGACACUGUCUCUGUAAGAUAUCUAUACAAUAUUGUCUUUGCAGUAUCUUUGAAUUUUUUUACAUAUGUAGCAAUGUGAUUUUUAAGUAACAGUACCUGUUGUAACGGAACAUAUAUACAGAGUUAUCCGUACUAUACUAUCCUCGCAACUGGGUAACACAGAAUUAGCCAGAUCACACUAUCCCCGCCACUACGGUACACAUAUAUAGAGUUAGCCGGACUACACCGUGUAUCCUAGAGAACCACGUUUUAGGUGGCUGGUACAGAGUGAGGAAUGGGAGCUAUUCCAGACUGAAAUCCCACAAAGUUUCUUGGAACAGUUUUAUACCGUGAUCUGUGUUCAACUCUUUAAUGCCUCACCAAGCUAAACAAAGCGAGUAAAUGGAAUAAUGUGCUCAUCUUAUGUCACACGACAUGGACAUGUCAUUGUCGUUAUCAUACGUUUUUAUUAUUAGCUCGAGUGGCCGAGACUGCAUCUGUCCACCAUCAUAUGAUAUCAGGAUGAUUCUUCUAACAAUAAUGAAUAAUCGCUCGGCUCUCUCUAUAGGUAUGUCAACCCUUGGCAGGUUGAGCGUGUUUUUAUCCACGUAUAAACAAAGGCAGAUGGGACUUGUUCGAGGAGGGCACAGAACCCCUCCAACAAUACCUUCGAAUUUGCAGACCGUUGUCAUAUAGCUGGAAUAUUGCUCCAACAGAGCUGGUCACCGUUAUGUUUGAGCAUGAACACAUUGUUCCUGCAGCAGCAGAUCCAAAAUAGCAAGCGAAUAUCCAUGUUCGAGGCCUCCAAAGGACGUUUCUUCUGACGACCCAAUUUCCAUGGCAGUAAUUGAAUGUGCAGAUUCCCUUUCAGAUUUGUGUGCUAAUAAUGUUGAUUUUUUUCAAGUGAUCCACUUCAUAUGCUAAAUAAAAUUUACAAUACAAUU